Molecule: messenger RNA, 687 nt
Organism: Phyllotreta striolata
Lineage: Eukaryota; Metazoa; Arthropoda; Insecta; Coleoptera; Chrysomelidae
Source: the annotation of a GenBank genome assembly
AUGGAUGCAAAAAGGAAAUUAUCAACACAGGGCGAUUCUCUAUACGAGGUACUAUCGCUACCGAAAACGGCGACCAGUGAUGAAAUAAAAAAGACUUAUCGGCGCUUAGCACUUAAAUACCAUCCGGACAAGAACCCGAACAAUCCGGACGCGGCCGAGAAAUUCAAGGAGGUGAACAGGGCCCAUUCCAUACUCAACGAUCCCACCAAACGGAAUAUAUACGACAAUUACGGCUCGUUGGGCCUCUACAUUGCCGAGCAAUUCGGCGAGGAGAACGUCAACGCCUACUUCGUAGUCACCUCUACUUGGUGUAAGGCGUUGUUUUUCGUGUGCGGCAUCGUGACAUGCUGUUACUGCGGUUGCUGUUUGUGCUGCUGUUGUAAUUUCUGCUGCGGCAAAUGCAAGCCGAGACCGCCCGAGGACACCGGAGAUUAUCAUACGUUAAACCGAGAUCAGGGCCCCAGUACGGCACACCAGAAUGUUCAUACCACACAACCAGGUAAAAGGGACGACGGAUCCGACCUCGGCAUGGGCGACUCAUCGCCCAUAACCAACCAGCCGUCGCCCAACAGGAGCCAGAACGCCCCCGUCUACGCCAUGCCGCCGCCGCCCUACAUGGGCGAGAGCGCCGCCCUCAAUCAAGGAGAAGUGCCCGUCUACACGCCAGAUUUAUUCAGCAAACAAUAA